Messenger RNA from Synchiropus splendidus (mandarinfish), 3575 nucleotides. It is a transcript of the gene sugt1, whose product is annotated as SGT1 homolog, MIS12 kinetochore complex assembly cochaperone. Gene Ontology annotation, biological process: protein stabilization. Gene Ontology annotation, molecular function: protein-folding chaperone binding. The record is from RefSeq and is a predicted model, not a curated record. The coding region runs from base 97 to 1071 and encodes 324 amino acids. NCBI's taxonomy places the organism in Eukaryota, Metazoa, Chordata, Actinopteri, Syngnathiformes, Callionymidae. The transcript has 13 exons.
GCCGGAUGUUGACAGGUUCUUCUCACGUUUCCAUCACUGCACAUAUCUAGAACUUUCUAGGUACUUCAUCGCCACUGCCUGUUUUUUCACUAAAGCAUGGCAACUGAGCGCACCUUCCCGGAUAGCUUCAUCGAUGAAGACCCACAGAAAGCUCUGGAGGAACUGAAUGAUGCUUUGAAAGGAGAUGCCGACAAUGCUGAGUGGAUUUGCCAGCGUGCCUAUGCCCACAUAUUACUCAAAAACUACAGCAGUGCUGUUGAUGAUGCAAAAAGGGCAGAGCAACUAAAACCAAGUCUACCUCUGGCCUUUAUGCGAACAGGGAUAGCAGAGUACCACCUGAAUAACUUUCAAUCUGCGCAUGCUGCCUUCACUAAAGGACAUCAGUUGGAUACUUCGGACAAUUCAUAUGAGAUUUGGAUCAAGCGUUGUGAGGAGAUGCUGGACGAGAUGUUGCCAAACAGCGGAGACACCCGGCAGGCACCAGCAGCUCCCAACGUGAAGCAUGACUGGUACCAGACGGAGUCUCAAAUCAUCAUCACAGUCAUGGCCAAAAAUGUUCCCAAAGAUGGCGUCUGUGUCAAUUUCAUGGAGAAAGAGCUCUCUGCGUCGAUACGACUGGCUUCAGGUGACACUCACAACCUCCACUUUCAUCUCCUGCAUCCCAUCAUCCCAGAACAGAGCAACUUCAAGAUCCUUACAACUAAGGUGGAGAUGAAAAUGAAGAAGACAGAUGCCAUCAGAUGGGAGAAGCUGGAGGGAGAAGGACAAGAAUCCAGCAUCAAACACUUCAAUCCCAACCAGUACCCCACAUCCUCCCACUACACCCGAAAGUGGGACAAGAUGGUGGUUGACAUCAGCGAGGAGGAGAAGAACGAGAAGCUGGAGGGAGACGCGGCUCUCAACAAGCUCUUCCAGCAGAUCUACUCGGACGGUUCGGACGAGGUGAAGCGAGCCAUGAACAAGUCUUUCAUGGAGUCGGCCGGUACGGUCCUCAGCACCAACUGGAAGGACGUGGCCAAGAGAAAAGUGGACGCUAGCCCACCGGACGACGUGGAGUUAAAGAAGUUCUGAACACCUCAAUGUCCCCCCCCAACCCUCCCUCACUCCCCUCCCCAUACCCUCCCCUCCCUCUUCCCCUCUGUUCGACCCCAUUUUCAGCAGGGAUUUCUCAUGCUCUGCUCCCUCCUCAUCCUCCACUUCCUUCAGCUCCUGGUCCCGUCGUCGAUGGCCAUUUUCAAUUCAGCUCUGUUUUUCCAAUCAUGUCACGAAUCUCACUUUCAACUCGGCACUUGAUGAGCUCAGCUAAUUUCAGAGCAGCGAUGAAAAGAUAAAUGCAAUUUAAGAGUCAGCUAUGGAAGGAAAGCAAACUGGACGUUCAUGGAUGCCUUUGUGACACAGUUAUAAAGAGAUUUGUUUUAAGAAUUCUGUCUGACUAGAGGAGUCAGAGAGCGAAACUGACCUGACCACUCUGGUUGAUCUGGCUAUAAUUUUAGGGUGAAUAAAAGAUUUGUUGUUUGGCUCACUACUCUGAUCAUGUGCCCUUUUUCUUGCACCAAAGUGUCGCAAUUGCCCCGUCGCCUUCCAGAAACACACACAGAAAUGUGUUGUGACAGAAAGAUCCGUGCUGACGGAGAGUGAAUCCGGCCCUGUUGAUGUGCAGUAGGCUCUAAAUAUGGCCGACAGCUUCAGGAUACACUUUUGUUUUUGGUUGUAAGUUUAUUGGAUUGGAGGAUGUGUGAGUGCGGAAACCUGCCGUGGACUUGAGCCACACGUGAAAGCUGCCUCUGAGCAGGGGGCGUCCUGCCGAGGCAGGGGACGCAUUAAUAUGGAUCAACCUGCGGAGCGCAUCACGGAGUGUUAAAUUCAUCGCAUCGUUUCAUCUCGCACGACGAUCAAACGGCACUCAGUGGCUGCAGAUCGAAUUCUUAUUCUCUCUCGCUUCCACACACUCUCCCCAUAUCCCUCACACACACACACACAAACAGACGCCCCCAUCCGUACCCCCUACCCCUGCCCAAGGCGGCGGCACUGUGACAUCAAAAGGAGCUAAGCACUUUGCAUCGUGGGUAAGAUCUCUGAGCAUGACGGCUACAGAGUCUUUAGUCUCAUUAAAGAGUGGAGGAGCAGCAAGUCUCACAUGAAAGACUCGGCAAACUUCUCCGCUCGACGCCUUCGGAGUCAUAACCUGAUGUGACGUGUCACAACGCUGGAAUAUAGAAGUGUGAACCAGGGUGGAAGUUCCCCCAAAUAAUGACGCAAAUUCACUCAUAAUCUAGUUAAUAUCAUAUUAGAUUUUGAAAUCGUGGGUUGUCUUUACUGGAGAUGUCGACUGGAUUGUAGCUGACUUUUCUGUUAUUUCUGUUAUACCGUGGUUUUCAAACUUCAGGCCCGUGGGCACAUCGAAGCCCAUAGAACAAUGUUUUGGGGCCCACUUCUUGUCUGUUUGCGUUUGGUUCAGUCACCUGACAAUUUCUCAAAGCACUCAUUGCCGCUGUGUUUGCUGAAGAGCUGAAGCAUCUCAAAGUUUUUUUUUUUUUGUUUUUGUUUUUGUGGGCGAGAUCAACAUUCAUGUGAGCCACGUGCCCGAGGCACAUAUCCGGAAACUUUCGGUGGCGACUCUCCCUCCUGCAGCCCUCAGGUAAGUUGAGUUUCUGACUCCCUAACUACUUGUUUACGGCUAAUAAUUAUGAUGCUGUUUAGAGUGAACAUCCAGUGGCCAUUCCAGGGUGAAAUCUAGUCUGUCUCAACCAGACACUGAUCAGUACUUUAUAAUGAUGAGUUACUGGCUAUUACUGUAUACUGUGAAUACACCUAUGAAUAAGUAGUUUAUUUCGGGCAGUAAAUGUUCCCUGAUCUAAUAUGUGACCAACUUAUUUGAAUUUUUUAGUAGAUUUAUUUAUAACAUGGAACAAAUCCAACUUCAUUUCUUUGCUUUAGUUAUUACCCGUUGUCGUAGUUAUCACACGUUAUGAUCAGUCAUUACAUACGUUUUGUGGCGAAUGGUGAAAUAUGUGCCGAGUCAACACAAUUGUGACUUGAUGUCAUGGUCAUUUCCUGAUAGUCAACCAGGUUUGCAUCUGUCGAAGGUCACUAUAACUCAGGAACAUUGCUUAGCGCAGACCUGGGCAAAGUGUGACCCGGGGGCCAAAUGCGGCCAGAUGCCUGUAUUUUCAUGGCCCUUUUGAUGUCAGACUAAAACUGUAACUUAUAUGUUGUAAUUUUUUUGUUCGUUCUCUUUUCGUCACCACCAGUAAAUGCAGCAUGUUCUUGUUUGAAGACUAUAAUUUUCUUAUUUUCAUUGGCCAUUUUUGUGUUUCUCUUGUUCCUCUGGUCCAUAGUUAUGUUGAAUUAUAUUCAAAUUAAAUGCAUAUAAAAUGAAAUAGUUUAAUAGGUUUCAUGCCAUAUUUACACUUCUUAAUAUCCUUACUUACAUAUAAUCUUCUUAGGUUCAUAGUCCUUGUUACUUAAGUUUAUAUUAUGGAUAUUUUUUCUGUCAUGUUUUGUAGUCAUCGCUGUCUUUCUUUUGAUAAUGGCCCCCUCAAAACAGUUAGUUUCUAAUGUGGCCCUUUAGGAAA